CGGACGGAAGAUGGGAACAGCCGAUCUAUGGCAUAGCCUGCCUUGAUGUUUGCUCAUUGUGUAUGCAGGACUGAACAGGAUAUAAACUAGCCUCUGUUCACUGUCUACUCUCUGGAGUGUGCAAUCAAUUGCGUUAACAUUAAACGGUGGAUUUACUGUAAGAAGCAACAACCCUCAACUUGAACAUUUUGUUCUAACCUACAAAUUGGCGAACAACAAGCGAAAGUGAAUUUGACGCAGAAAAAUCAGAUGGAGGCAACAUACAAACAUUUGCGUAAUGUGGAUACCAAACCAGGUGGACGUAAAUAACACUGAGUUAUUAUUUGGAAUAGGAAUGUACUGUUGCGCCUGUUAUUAAUAUAGGCAUAUCUUUCCAUCAAAGCCCUUUACUUUGUUGGGAAUUGAAGAAAUGUAAAUGACCAGAGAUGUGUGUCAAUUGACAGCAGAAAGACAGAAGCUCUUCCCUCGGUGCGGUGUUAGAGCGCUCCUCUAGAUUAUCAGGACUUUCCAAUUUGCCAAGACACACGACUUUCCUCUCCGUGUGAUGUUGCCAUUUGCCACAGUGUUCAUUUUCACACUUCUGACAGGUGUCCACUGCCAGGAGAUGUCAGAAGACACCAAGAACCAAGCUCCCUUCCCUGUAUACCCCUCAGUAGGCUACCAGAUCCUCAAUGCAGACCACCUACUGCUGAGAGAGAAUAGCCAAGAGCUGCUGGGGAACUCUGGCCUGCAGGCCCAGAGGCAGGCCUUCCUCAUCACCAACCCUGGGGCGGGCCUCCUGCGGCCGGCCGUCAACGCCACGUAUGGCCCCCUGUCUGUGGAGAGGCCUAUCGGCCGAGAGCUGCUCCUCAGCGGCCGUAGGAUCCUUCCUGUCGUCCUGGCCCGCCAGGUCCGCUCCUCCACACCCAUUGUCAGAAUCCUCUUCCACAUGCCCAAUUUGGCCAGUGGAGGUGAUGCUGGGAUGAAGGCAGGGGUAAAAGAGGACAGGGGUAGUAGUGGGAGGAAGGGAGCAUCGGAGGAGGGGGCGCAUUGUGUGACGGCGUAUGCCUUCUGGGAGACACGGGAAGUGCGGGGGGCAUGCCUGCUGUCCCCAGGGGGAUUCUGUGUGGCCCAGUUGAAACCUGAGCCAGCCUGGUUCAGCCCCAGGGAAAGACUGGGAGAGGUGCAGGGGAAUCCCGUAGAGAUCUACUUCCAAAGCCGACGGGACCGGACGGGCCAGUGUGUGCCCCAGGACAGCCUGCAGCGUGUGGGGGUGGGGAGGGGCGGCUCAGUGGGGUCUGGUAUACCAUUGAGGAGGGUAGGGAGUGUUAACCUCCUAAAGGCCUCACCUGGGAACCCUACAUUUCUGCGUCUGAGACUAGGGGGAGCCUUGGUAGUCCAGACCUCCUCCAAACCACUGAGAACCACCGACUUGGCCACUUUCUAUGUGUUCCUGUCCAAUGUGUCUGCUGUGGAGAGCUUCACUCUUAGAGCCACAGUGAGGAAGGGGAUGUCAUUCAGUACAGCGAGGCCCAGUGACUCAGCCUUAUGGGACAUCGCCCUGGAGUCUGGCAGAGGGGGCGCAAACACCAUCUCUGCCGUGUGUCAGAGGAAAACCACCAUCACCGGGAAAAGGAUUGUCAGGGGUCUGUUGGAGGUAUUGCAGCUUGACUUUGAGACCAAGGAGUUGACUGAUCAACAAUCAGAGAGCCAGAUGAUCACAUGGCGUUUUGAGACAGGAAACAUCAAGGAUGUCGGCAUCAUGAGGAUCUAUACCACUCAGAGAGACUACGUGGGUCUGGCACCACUGGUCAUGGACAGUGACGUGCUGAACACAGCUGUUCUGACUGCUAAGAAGGUGUCUGUCCCAGUCAGGACUCUGGCUGUGGAGGCUGAUGGCUCCGUCACUGAUGUCACCAACUACACCAACUGCAGGUCCACUGAUGAAAAUGUGCUGAAGGUGUCGGAUCGUUGUGACUAUGUGUUUGUGAACGGGAAGGAGACGAGGGGGAGGGUGAGGAUGGUACUCAACUUCACCUACAGCUACCUGAGCGCCCAGCUGGAGAUGAGUGUGUGGAUGCCCCGCCUCCCCCUGGUCAUCGACGUGCCUGACCCCGAGCUCAGCCAGAUCAAGGGCUGGAGGGUCCCGGUGGCCGCUGGCAACAAGAGGACCAGCUGGGACAGUGAGGAAGAGGAGGAGAUGAGGAAGGGCAGAGGCUGCAUGCUACAGUACCAACACACUGUGGUUAGGGUGCUCACACCCUUUGUAGCUGAGCCGUCGGACCCAGCUCCAGACCCCAUGGCAGGGAAAGUGGGGGGGGCUUUGGAGAGUUUCCUGGGGACAGACUGGCAGGUGGAUGUCACCAGGCUGGUGCGUUACUCUUUCAGGGUGAGAGACCCAGCUAUAGCCAGACUACAGGCUGGGACUGUACUGCAGGGACGCGCUGCAGGGACCACGACACUACAGGUGAUGUCUCCUCUGUCUGACUCGAUCCUGGCUGAGCGGAUGGUCAGGGUACUGGAUGACAAAGUGAGCGUGACAGAGCUGGGAGUGCAGCUGGUGUCUGGCCUCUCUCUGUCCCUCCAGCUCAGCCCAGGGAGUAACAGGGCCAUCGUCGCCAUGGCUACCACACAGGAAGUCAUGCAGAAACCCAAGCAGGAGGCACUGGUCAGCUGCUGGGUCCAGUUCAGUGAUGGCUCAGUGACCCCUCUGGACCUCUUCGACCGCAGCGUCUACUCCCUGACUGUGACUUCAUGGGACGAGAGAGUGGCGACUGUGCGCCGGACCCCCCAGUCAGCUUUUAUGGUGGCGGAGGGCGAGGGUCAGGGGGCGCUGGUGAAGGCAGAGCUGAGGAUUUGUGAGGAGUGCCAGAAGUCCAAGAGAAAGAGCAAGCUGGUGGUGGGCAACGGGCUUCUCAGGGUCACUUUCCAGAUGGGCAGCAGGCCCGACGGAGGGGACACUGGUGGGGGUGUUGCUGAGUAUGGAAAUGAUGGUUCAGAGUCAGAGGGAGAGCCUAAGCCUGUUGUGACAUUACCAUGGGAGCCCACAGCAGUCGUGGCAUCACAACGAGAGCCUGAGCACAUUGUGACCUCACCACAGAUUCUAACUGAGGGGGGCGGAAACAGACGCUCGUUCAGGAGCACUGUGCCAGACCUCCAGGAGACCAUCAUGACUGACGUCACCACAUCAUCUAGCAGGGCUCAGGAAGUGGCUGGAGGUGGCAUCUCUACCAUCAGCACCACUACCACCAACACUGACAGUAGUACCACUACCAUGGGCAAACCUGGCACUGACAAACCUCUGAUGACUGGCAGACCUGGCAGGGAUAGAACCCUGGGAAGAGGACAGGGGCUGAGGAGAGACUGGGGAAACCUGGUGGAAAACCCAAACCAGAAGAAAGAGAUGCCCAAAGCAGAGGCACCACCCCAGAAAGAGCAGCCCAAGCAGUCCAAGCCACCGCUGGUGGUGGAGAGUGACCUGGUGAGGACAUUUAGAGCCAUGUCAGACUUAGAGAUCGGUAUCUUCGCCCUGGUGGGGGUCUCCGUGGUGGCCAUCCUGGCCUUCCUGCUAAACUGUACCUCCUAUAACCUCUGCUUCCGGGUCCACAAGACCCCCAUCCAGGGCAACCCAGAUCCCAACAGCCCUAAGGAGCACAGGAAUGACUGGGUGUCGCUGGGGACCACCACAGGUCCCCAAGUCUCCACCCUCAAGCGGGAGAACCACCGCUCAAUGGAGUCCAACUGCAGCCUGCAAAGUCACAGUUCCAUAGAUACCCACCGGGCCCUGGAGAGCAGUCUGAGUAUGAGUGCUAUCCCAGAGAGGACAGCCACCCUGGGAAGGAGGACCAGCUCCCAGCAGGUUUCCGCCCUGGACACCACUGCCCAGCGUUCAGCCACCCUCCUACCCAAGCCCACCUGCAGCGAUCCACUCCACUCCCCCACCAGCAAGAGGAACCAGGUCCAGUUCACCACCUUCACCACGCUGGACAUUAAGCACCUGGCUGCCCUGAAGAGGAACGAAGUGGACUUUAACUGGCCUAGUCAGGCUGGGGGAGCUGGGGAGCCUCAGGGGCCCCUACCUGACAUGCCAUGGCCUGUAGUCAGACCCCUGGGUGAGCCAAAGUGAGAUUCCACGUGUGUUGCGUGUGAGUGUGUGCGUGUGUGUGCGUGCGUGCGUGUCUGUGUGUGUGUGUGUGCGUGUACAUGCAUUUGUGUGUUCUGAACCUGUUUAAGUGUAUAAACUGUGUAGGUAGAGUAUACACAGAAUAGGUGUAUGGACACUGUCAUUCCAUUAUAUCACACAUAUUAUGUCACACAUAUUAUAUCACACACAUGAACAAUUUACACACAUGACCAAAUUACCAAAUGAAUGACCAGACCUCAUUAAUAUGGAAUGGUAAAAAAUGUAUAUUUCUACAGAUGAUUGUUUACACUGUUUUAAAUGCAGUUUAAUAAUGUUUAAUUUCCUUUCGCUUUUAUAUAUUUGUAUGACUCCUCCACAAAAUAGCUUCAGAUUUCACUUUGUACCAGUUGUUAGGGUAAUUGCAAUAUGAAAGACAUUAUUUGUAGUUGGUUAUAUACUUUCCAGCCUUUGUAUAUUUGUAUGAUUCCUCAUCAGAAUAGUUUAAACAUUUGUACAAUUGGUCAGAGAAAAUGCAAUAUUUAUGAAUAUUAUUGGAAAAAUGAUUUUAUACAGACCACCCUUUUGAAUGGACAUUUAUUCAAAUUGUAUGUGCUAUGCAAACACAGUUCAUGGUCAUGUAGAGUUUGAAUUGAAUAUUGGCAUCAACUAAACAAUGAAAAUACCUCUGCUACAAGAAUUGUCUUGGGGGAAAGAGUUCUUCCAUUUGAAAAAAAAAAUAUAUAUAUAUAUAUAUAUAAUCUUGUCCUCAACACAGAGCAAUACAUUUUAAAAGAGAGGAUUAUUUCAUGUGUAAAUGAAGACGAAUGGUGCUCUGUCUGUGCAAUGAUGUUUUGAUGUUCAAUUCCUAUGAGAUUAUCCAAUAAAUUACUGAAUGAAGGACCAAAUGGAUGGUUUGGG
Molecule: messenger RNA, 5020 nt
Organism: Oncorhynchus gorbuscha (pink salmon)
Lineage: Eukaryota; Metazoa; Chordata; Actinopteri; Salmoniformes; Salmonidae
Product: transmembrane protein 132D-like
Source: RefSeq, a predicted model, not a curated record